Molecule: messenger RNA, 1208 nt
Organism: Zerene cesonia (dogface butterfly)
Lineage: Eukaryota; Metazoa; Arthropoda; Insecta; Lepidoptera; Pieridae
Gene: daw
Product: inhibin beta B chain
Exons: 5
Coding region: 57-1136 (359 amino acids)
Biological process (GO): BMP signaling pathway; SMAD protein signal transduction
Cellular component (GO): extracellular region
Molecular function (GO): cytokine activity; growth factor activity
Source: RefSeq, a predicted model, not a curated record
GCGAGCGUGUCUCUUAAGCCAUCCUACUCGUAUCUAAAUAAAUAAAAUACGCCGCAAUGUAUACGCGAGUGAUCGUGUUCUUUAUGCUUAUAAGCGUAAACAUCACAUGUUUGGGGCAGACCGGUGCUUGCGCGAAUUGUGCGAACGGAGACCUCAGUGUGACGGAGCUGACGGAGGCCAGGAUCCAGUUCGUGAAGCAGCAGAUCCUGAAGAAGCUGAGGUUGAACAAGAAGCCGGCGGUGGCGGUACCGGUGAACAGUCUACCCAUGCCAGUCGCCCAGGGGCAGACGCUAAGCCAUGGGACCGAUAAACCGCCAGAGAUUGACGACUAUUAUGGUAGAACCGAGCAGAAAAUUAUAUUCCCCGUCGAAGGUGAAUGCCUUACGUCAGGGAGAUAUCCGUUCAUCUGUCUGCAGUUUGAGCUACCUCCAGACGUUGAACCUGAAGAGGUGACGGUCGUGGAACUAUGGUUUUAUAAGGAACGGGAUCCUCUAGACGAAUACAAUCAGACCUUCGUUAUAUCAGAAGCGGCGCACUGGGACAGCCAACAGCAGUUCAAAAAGACAAAACCUAUAGCUAUCAAGGAGACGGAUAUUGGAGAAGGCUGGGUCAGGGUUGAACUGGCUUGGGCGGUGAGAGUCUGGCUGGAAGGGCGGGAGAGAUUGCACACAUUACACGUGGCUUGCAGAACGUGUCAGUUACGUCGCGCACCCCUCUCUUUCCACGAAAAGCACCGUCCCUUCUUAGUCCUGUACACCAAAUACGCUGGUAAGCGGCGCCGCGGGCGAGCGCUAGAGUGUGGGGCCACCACCAGCGAGUGCUGCAGAGAGCCUCUCUAUGUGAGCUUCAAAGAACUCGGCUGGGAUGACUGGAUCAUACGCCCGGCUGGCUACCACGCAUACUUCUGCAAGGGCACUUGUAUGCCGAUAUCUGCUGUUACGAGGUCGGACAGCUACCACCAUAAUAUAAUACGGAAAUACUUCUAUUCAGUAUCAAAUGAACGGAAGACGGAAUUCAAGCCAUGCUGUGCGCCUACUACAUUUAGUUCCUUACAACUUCUCUAUAUGGAUUCGAAUAACACUGUCACGCAGAAAACCUUACCCAAUAUGGUCGUAGAAACCUGUGGCUGUAUGUAAGUCUGCUCGUUGAAACUCUAGACAUCCUAGACCGAUACUAGAUUUGUAGCAACCGUAUUCGCUAAGUCGGGU